Messenger RNA from Perca fluviatilis (European perch), 1803 nucleotides. Its product is annotated as urotensin-2 receptor. Gene Ontology annotation, cellular component: membrane. Gene Ontology annotation, biological process: blood vessel diameter maintenance; regulation of blood pressure; neuropeptide signaling pathway. The record is from RefSeq and is a predicted model, not a curated record. Gene Ontology annotation, molecular function: urotensin II receptor activity. The transcript has a single exon. Lineage: Eukaryota; Metazoa; Chordata; Actinopteri; Perciformes; Percidae. The coding region runs from base 703 to 1803 and encodes 366 amino acids.
UAAAACGGAUUGCGUGGAUAAUGCAAAUGAUCUUUACUACUUAAGUGUCUAUAUACCAGUAGAAAUCUAGAAGGGAGACAAGACGAAUUUUGACUGAAUAUAGUACAGCUGAGGAUUCAACCCUACUUGAUCCAAUCAAGAAGAAAACAACCAAAACUGGAUAUGUACUGUAGUCACACGAGUGGACACAGAUUUCUUUUCUUUCAUCAGAGACUUUGAACGCAGUUCGCCAAGUUGAAAGGCAGUGUCCUUACUCACCCUGUGCCACCCCUGAUUUUGGAAAAACAUAGGACCAUCGCUUUGUGGAGGACAUUUUUUGGUGGGGAUAGGCAGUGCAAGCCACAGGAAGCUCUGUAGUUACUGAAGCUGCUUGCCAUGUCCGAUGUGGUCUAAUUACAUCUUCUCUUUGGAUUAACACAGGUGUCCCCUGUAUCCUGUUUCUUGGAUUUAGCUUCAACAGUUUACAGGUUUCAACAAAAUUUUAUUUAUGACAAGUAAUGUUUGCUUUUCACCCGCAUUGCAUGGGACUUAUUUUCAAAAAUGACUUGUCUUUGCAAUCAGCUGCCAUCUUCACUCUGUGAUCCGCAUCGCAGCAGGAAAUACAAACUCUAAAACCUUUUUCCAAUUGAAUGCAUGAGCCAACCGUCAGAUAAAUCUGUGUGUAAAUUGGCCUGACCUCUGCCCUUUGAUUGUGAACCUGCAAUGAACUGCACUCCUAAUGCCACCAUCACUCCACAGCUGGGACUAGUCCUGAGCCCAGGGCCUGGAGAUGGAGGGUCCCAGGAGAAUGGUGGUGGUUGUGGUGGUGGUGGUGGUGGUGGUGGUGGUGGAGGCAGUGGGGGCCUCUGGGUGACAUUCCUGCUCGGUGCCACACUGAUGAUCAUGUGCGCCAUGGGUGUGGCGGGCAACACGUACACCCUCAUCAUUACCCGUUCAGCCGCCUUGCGCCGGACAGGCUCCAUGUACGUUUACAUCAUCAAUCUGGCUCUGGCAGACCUGCUCUACCUCUCCACCAUCCCCUUUGUGGUCUGCACCUACUUCGCCCACGACUGGCUGUUUGGCGAGGCCGGCUGUCGCAUCCUGCUGAGUAUCGACCUCCUCACCAUGCAUGCCAGCGUCUUCAUCUUGGUGGCUAUGAGCCUGGAACGCUACCGUGCCGUCGCUCGGCCCUUCAGCGCCCACAGGUCCUCGUCCCGGAAACGAAAGCUAGUGGCAGGGAUUAUCUGGGGUUUGGCUUUCGUGCUAACGCUUCCCAUGAUGGUGAUGAUCCGACUCAGGGAGGGCAAACCAACUGCGGCUGGUUUGGUUAAGAGCAUAUGCUUCCCUACCUGGACCCCUGAGGCCUUCAAGGCUUACAUCACGGUCCUGUUUCUUACAAGUGUUUUAGUUCCUGGAUUGGUAAUCGUCGGGCUGUAUAUGGGGCUAGCCAGCCGCUACUGGGCAGUGCAGGCUAGUUUAGGAGGUAGCAGCUGGUCUGCCCGGAGGAGAGGACUCAAACAAAAAGUCGUGUCAAUGAUCUUUAGCAUCGUAAUGGCCUACUGGGCUUGUUUCUUGCCUUUCUGGGGAUGGCAGCUAGCCAGACUGUUCUCUCCAGAGUCCCUCAAAGCUUUGUCUCCAGCUGCUCAUAAUUAUGUCAAUUUCUUUGUCACGUGUCUGACCUAUGGGAACAGUUGCAUCAAUCCAUUUCUUUACACUCUUCUGACCCGGAACUAUAAAGAUUACUUAGCCCAGAAAGGUCAGUCUGUGGGUUCAAGCAGGGCUGACCCUGGGUCAGCUGUAACUUUGCCACUGCAGGACCUCUAG